GGCGUAAGAGUUGGUUUGUCCGGAGAGAGAGAUUGGAGAGAGAUCAGCCCAUCGAAAGGAAGAAAGCACCAAGCUGGUGAACAUCUCAAGAGCUUGAAGACCACAAAAGGGGAGACCUUGAUUUCUUUCCUGAGAUGGAUGACCCGGUCCAGUUGAAAGAGGAAGGGAAUAAAUAUUUCCAAGCCAAGGACUAUGACAACGCCAUUCAAACUUACUCCAAAGCUCUGAAACUCACCAAAGACAAACCCCUCCAGGCUGUGUUGUACCGAAACCGGGCGGCGUGUUUCUUGAAAAAGGAGAGCUACGCUCAGGUGGCAUCGGAUGCAUCAAGGGCUAUUGAUAUCAAUCCUGCGGAUGUCAAGGCUUUGUACCGACGGAGCCAAGCUCUGGAGAAGCUGGGCAAGCUCGACCAGGCCUUCAAGGACGUCCAGAGAUGUGCCACCAUCGAGCCCCAGAAUAAAAACUUCCAGGAGACCCUUCGGCGCCUGGGUGCCAACAUUCAGGAGAAGCUCCGUAUCCAGUUCUCUACCGACGCCCGGGUCCAGAAAAUGUUUGAAAUCCUUCUAGAUGAGAACAGCGACAAAGAGAAAAGAGAGAAGGCUGCAAAUAAUCUGAUCGUUCUCGGUCGGGAGGAAGCCGGAGCGGAGACAAUAUUCCAAAACAAUGGCGUGAACCUGCUCUUGAGGCUGAUAGACACCAAAAACCCCGAGCUGAUCCUGGCUGCAGUGCGGACGCUUUCGGGGAUGUGCACGGGGCACAAGGCGCGGGCCACGGCCAUCCUCCACGCCUUGGGCAUCGGCAACAUCUGCCUCUGGAUGUCCAUCAACCACGAAGAGAUUUCCCUGGCCGUCUCCAGCCUCUUCCAGUCCAUCAUUGACUCUUUAACCGGGGAGGGCAAGAAGGAGGAUCACGGGAAGGAGGACGCCUUGGUGCUGGAUCCAAAGAAGGAUUUGAGAGCGAUCACUGUUCAUCUCCUGGACAUGCUCCCCAGUAAAAAGGUGUCUGGACAUGGCCGGGAUCAGGCGCUCAAUUUGCUCAACAAGAACAUCCCAAGGAAGGACCUGAGAGACCACGACAACAGCCGCACCCUGUUUGUGAUCGACAACGGUCUGCGAAAGAUCUUAAAAGUGGCCAGUCAGAUUCCUGACCUGCCUGAGUGUCUUCCCUUGACGGAGAACACCCAGCUGACAGCUUCAGUUCUCCUGAAUAAACUGUACGACGACCUGCGUUGUGACCCAGAGAGAGAUAAUUUCAGGCUGAUCUGUGAAGAUUAUAUCAAGAGCAAAAUCGACCCCCAAGACAUGAACAAGACAUUACAGGCCAUCCAGAUGGUGUCCGGGAUCCUUCAAGGCCCCUUUGAUUUGGGCAACAAGCUUCUGGGCAUGAAGGGCGUCAUGGAGAUGAUGGUGGCCCUCUGCGGCUCGGAAAGAGAGAUCGACCAGCUGGUGGCCGUAGAAGCUCUCAUCCACGCCUCGACCAAACUCAGCCGGGCCACGUUCAUCAUCACCAACGGAGUCAGCCUGCUGAAGGAAAUCUACAAGAAGACCAAGAAUGAGAAGAUCAAGAUCAGAGCUUUGGUGGGUCUUUGCAAAUUGGGUUCAGCCGGGGGCACCGACUAUGGACUGCGGCAGUUUGCAGAAGGAUCUACAGAAAAACUGGCGAGGCAGUGCCGGAAAUGGCUGUGCAACCCAGCCAUAGACACCCGUACCAGGAAGUGGGCUGUGGAAGGCCUGUCGUACUUGACCCUGGAUGCUGAUGUGAAGGAUGAUUUUGUGGAGGAUGAACCAGCCAUGCAGGCGAUGUUUGAGUUGGCCAAGACGAGCGAUAAGACCAUUUUGUACUCGGUGGCCACCGUCCUGGUGAACUGCACUAAUAGUUAUGACAUGAAGGAGCUGGUCCCGGAGCUGGUGCAGCUGGCCAAGUUUUCAAAGCAGCACGUCCCCGAAGAACAUCCGAAAGACAAAAAGGACUUUGUCGUCCAGAGAGUAAAACGCUUGAUCAAAGCCGGUGUCACCUCGGCCUUGGUUUGCAUGGUGAAAGCGGACAGCGCCAUUCUGACGGAUCAGACAAAGGAACUCCUGGCUAGAGUUUUUCUGGCUUUGUGCGAAGAUUCGAAGGACCGUGGUACCAUAGUGGCUCAAGGCGGCGGAAAGGCGCUGAUACCCCUGGCUCUGGAGGGGACCGAGGUGGGCAAGAUCAAAGCCUCCCAUGCUUUAGCCAAGAUUGCCGCCAUCUCUAAUCCAGACAUUGCGUUUCCGGGGGAGAGGGUCUACGAAGUUGUGCGGCCUCUGGUCAGUCUGCUCAACACCGAGCGAGACGGCAUUCAGAACUAUGAAGCCCUGCUGGGUCUCACCAACUUUUCAGGAAGAAGCGACAAACUCCGAACAAAAAUCAUCAAAGAGAAGGCCCUGCCGGACAUUGAGAACUACAUGUUUGAAAACCACGAUCAGCUCCGACAGGCAGCCACGGAGUGUAUGUGCAACCUCGUCGUCAACAAAGAGGUUCAAGAGAGAUUCCUAGCUGAAGGGAACGACCGACUCAAACUGGUCAUCCUGCUGUGCGGAGAGGAUGAUGAAAAGGUCCAAAGCGCCGCAGCAGGAGCUCUGGCGAUGCUGACCGCCGCGCACAAGAAGCUCUGCCACAAACUCACCCAAGUGACGACUCAGUGGCUGGAGAUUCUGCAGCGACUUUGCCUCCAUGACAACCUGGACCUACAGCACCGUGGGGUCGUGAUCGUUUGCAACUUAAUCAAUGCAGACCAGGAGCUGGCAAAAAAGCUGGUGGAGAGCGAGAUGCUGGAGAUCCUGACCGUCCUUGGCAAACAGGCGGACAACCCGAAGAGACAGCACAUCAUCAACGUGGCGCGGGAAUGCCUUGUGAAGUGCAUGGACUACGGCCUGAUCAAGCCGCUGUCUCAGACCUAAUGCUGCUAGAAGUGGGGAAAGCCAGCGGGCGGAGCUGAUCUCAGCAUGGGGUGCUCCGCUCCAGAUUUUAGUCCGAACUCUACGGGUGCUGCCCAAACGCGCUGGAUCUGAUCCCCUUAUAUGUUUAGGCUUGGUUUAGGUUGAAAAUCCAGAGCAGAUUUACCGUCCCCACUGAUCCUGGAAAGGACAGAAAUCUAAAGCAAAAAGGACUAGAGGAAUGUGGGGGAGGAAAUAAAGUAGGACCCUUGUAGCCACGGUUUCUUUUAUCUGCAGUCUAAAAAGAUUAAAA
Molecule: messenger RNA, 3213 nt
Organism: Pogona vitticeps (central bearded dragon)
Lineage: Eukaryota; Metazoa; Chordata; Lepidosauria; Squamata; Agamidae
Source: RefSeq, a predicted model, not a curated record